GAAGAAAAGAGGAGUUAGAAAAAAAAAAAAAGAAAAAAGCAGCGAGGCAGAGGCGCCGGCAGUGCGGAGAGGGCGGCUGGCUGGAGGUCCACAUCCAACCGGCGGGGCGCAGGUCGGAGAGCAGACGGUGUGCUCCCCGGCCCCGCGCUGCUGGGGACGAAGCCCCACUCGCUUUUUUUUUUUUUUUCCCCUUUUUUGCUUUUUCUUUCUUUUCAUAGCAGCUGGAUCAAGACUCUCAGCGUGUGCGUAUUAAAACCUUUGCGAAGAAGGAGGGGAAAAAAAAGGGCCAAGCAAACCAACUCCACAUCAGGACGACCUGGUCUUUAAAAAGGGAUACAACACUCUGGAUGCGCUUGUUCCUGUCUUUUGUGACAGAUGCUUAAAGCGAUUCCAACAUCCAAAUCUUAGGGUUGGUGUUUUGUUUUGUUUUUUUUUUUUUUUUUACAGACAUCAUUUAGACUUGCUUUUUUUUUUUUUUUAACUCUUUUGAUUCUGCCCUGCGUUGCAUCAGUUCCCCUCCCCCCCCACCGCUGGCGGGUUGAUGGGAGCCGCGGCUCCCGGGAGGCAGAGGAUCUCCCGCGGUUCCAGCCACGCUUCUCACCCGCGCAGGGCGGCGUAGCGCCGGUAAGGCUCAGCCCGCCUCCCCCAGCGCGAUGCGCCGCAGAGUCUAGACAGGCUUUUCUUAUUUUUCUUUUCUUUUUUUGGGCAAAGCCCGACCGAGCAGCGUCUCCCUCCCUCGUUUGUUUUUUUGUUUGGUUUUUUUUCCAAUUUUUCUCUCCUCAGCGGGCAGAGGCGCGGGCUGGCGCAGCCCCCUGCGGGAGGCAGUGAGACCGGCGGCCUCAGCGCGGAGACUGGCGCAUGCCACAGCCCACUUCAGCCCCGCCGCCGCCUUUCCUCCGCUGCCCGCCGCCGCGUCUCGGCUCCCGGCCCCUUCAUGCGCGGCGGACGACAUGCCCGUUUUGUAGCCAGGGGCCCCUCCUCUCGUCCCGCAUGUUCAGGACCAAACGCUCGGUGCUCGUUCGGCGGCUUUGGCGGAGCCGUGCGCCUGGCGGCAAGGAGGAGGAGGAGACGGUGGCGGGCGGCGAGCCCGGCGCGGCGGCCGAGGCCCGGGCGCAUGUUUGCGGCGGGGGGCGCGGAUGCUGCCUGGCCAAGGCGGGCCGUGGCGGCCGGAUGGCCGCGGGUGCGGAGGCAGAACUGAAGGCACUGACCCACGCUGUGCUGAAGCGGCUGAAGGAGAGGCAGCUGGAGGGGCUGCUGAACGCCGUGGAGUCCUGCGGCGGGGUGCGAACUCCCUGCCUGCUGCUGCCCGCCAAGGCCGACUCCCGCCUGGGCCAGCAUUGGUACCCGCUCCCGGUGUUGCUCUGCAAGGUGUUCCGCUGGCCCGACCUCCGCCACUGCUCCGAAGUGAAGCGGUUAUGUUGCUGUGAAUCGUACGGCAAGGCUCACCCCGAGCUCAUCUGUUGCAACCCGCACCACCUCAGCCGGCUCUGCGAGCUAGAGUCUCCCCCUCCACCCUACUCCAGAUAUCCAAUGGAUUUUCUCAAACCAACUGCAGAUUGUCCAGACCCUGUGCCUUUUUACACUGAAACAGGGGGAACUAAUUGUCUAGCCCCUGUGGGGCUUUCAGAUUCCCCAGUUCUUCAGGAGCCAGGAGAUCGGUCACACUGGUGCGUGGUGGCAUACUGGGAAGAGAAGAUGCGUGUGGGUCGGCUGUACUCUGUCCAAGAGCCCUCCCUGAAUAUCUUCUAUGAUCUACCUCAGGGGAAUGGUUUCUGUCUCGGACAGCUCAACUCUGACAACAAAAGCCAACUGGUGCAGAAGGUCCGCAGCAAGAUUGGCUAUGGCAUCCAACUCACCAAGGAAGUAGAUGGCGUAUGGGUAUACAACCGCAGCAGUUACCCCAUCUUCAUCAAGUCAGCCACCCUGGAUAAUCCUGACUCCAGGACACUGCUGGUUCACAAAGUGUUUCCAGGUUUUUCCAUCAAGGCUUUUAACUAUGAGAAGGCGUACAGCUUGCAGAGACCCAAUGACCAUGAGUUCAUGCAGCAACCAUGGACUGGAUUUACUGUUCAGAUCAGCUUUGUGAAAGGUUGGGGCCAGUUCUACACCAGACAGUUUAUCAGCAGUUGCCCAUGCUGGUUGGAGGUUAUUUUUAAUAACUGAUGACUCUAGACAGAGUGGACUUUUACACUACUUUGCUGCUAUUAUUUCCUUCUCAGUGCUUGCUUCUCAUGCAAACUUUUUUGUUUGGUUUUGUUUUUUUUGUUUUCCUCUCUGUUUUGAGAAAUAGCUUAUGGAAAGAUUUUUUUUUUGCCUUGGGCAUUUUGACAAAAAUCUCUAUUUUUAAAAAGUAUGAAUGACCAGUAACUCUGAGGGGUGAGAGAAGAGUGCACGGGGAUGGAUCACGUAUGAUAAUUCUUUCAUGCCUCUGAAAGGAUUAACUUAUGUGAUCAGUGGAUUCAGAAGCCACUUCUUAUGUGUUACAACUCCUUCUCUCUGAUAAAACAAGAAGAUACUACCUUGCCACCAGCCAUCCCUGGUGACAGUGAUGCCGAGACUACUUCCCCAGCAGCUCUAACCAAAAUAUGGUGCAAAACCUUCCCAAUCAGGUCUUUAUCCAACCUUUUAAUUUUUAUUUUAUUUUUCUAGUUGCUGGGGUCACGUCUUGUCACUGUGUUCAGCUUUUUUUUUUGUUUCGUUGUUUUUUUUUUUUAAAUUUUUUUGCUUUAUAGUCAAGGAUUGAUGCAAGGGGAGAAAAUGACAACAGAGAAACCUCAUGCAUGGGCUAUGCUUUAUAGUUUGAACUGAGAUGCAAAGUGACAAAAGCCUAAGCCUAAAACCAAAACAAAAAAAAAGAAAAACAAAUGGGAAAACAAAUGAAAAGUGUUCACGAUAGUUGGUCUCUCAUAACUUGCAUAGAUCACGUUAUCCCAGUACCAUCCUAUCUGGAAAUGCAAUUAUGCUUUUAUUUCUUAUUGAAUUCAUACACAAGUAUGAUACUUUUACACUGUUCUUAGCUCAAUGAGCAUGUUUAGACCUUAACAUAAGCUAUUUUUCUAAAUAUAAAGGUUUAAAUGAACAAGAGAGAAUUUUCAUUGGAACUUAAGCAUUGUAAGUCUUUGGAAAUAAAACACAUACAAAAAAAAGGACUCCUUAAAAAAACCCU
Messenger RNA from Colius striatus (speckled mousebird), 3166 nucleotides. RefSeq names its product mothers against decapentaplegic homolog 7. The transcript has 4 exons. NCBI's taxonomy places the organism in Eukaryota, Metazoa, Chordata, Aves, Coliiformes, Coliidae. The coding region runs from base 859 to 2163 and encodes 434 amino acids. Gene Ontology annotation, molecular function: transcription regulator inhibitor activity; I-SMAD binding. Gene Ontology annotation, biological process: regulation of transcription by RNA polymerase II; cell differentiation; anatomical structure morphogenesis. Gene Ontology annotation, cellular component: heteromeric SMAD protein complex. The record is from RefSeq and is a predicted model, not a curated record.